AUGGCGACAUCCAUUUUCGCUGAUAUCCGCUACCAGGUCGAUUGGGUUUGUGCGACUACAGGCAUCUGUCCCAGGAACAUGAAACUAAAAACCGAUAAUUGUGAUGAGUCGAAAGGAGAGAUAUGCGGUCAUACAUACCUUGUUGUUCUGCUUAACGGCACUGCCCAAAACUAA
Molecule: messenger RNA, 174 nt
Organism: Cooperia oncophora
Lineage: Eukaryota; Metazoa; Nematoda; Chromadorea; Rhabditida; Trichostrongylidae
Source: the annotation of a GenBank genome assembly